Desarmillaria tabescens is the source of this 585-nucleotide messenger RNA. RefSeq lists its product as uncharacterized. Lineage: Eukaryota; Fungi; Basidiomycota; Agaricomycetes; Agaricales; Physalacriaceae. Bases 99 to 449 code for a protein of 116 amino acids. The transcript is spliced from 4 exons. The record is from RefSeq and is a predicted model, not a curated record.
AGUGAAAGCAAACUUGAAGGACGUACUCACGACUGAAGCACGACCCAUUAAGCCGAGUACGAGCGGGGGGAGAAUGGCAAGGGGAACUUCUGAGGAACAUGACUGUGGAAACGAAUUGGAAGACCCUGGGCAAGCAAAAUGAAUGCGAAGAAGCUCAAGGACGGCAAGAGCGACUGAAACAACCUUCAAAGAAGGUUCUAGUCAAAGGAAAGAUAAAGCCGAAGAAAAAGAAACAACGUGACUUGAGUCUCUUACCAACGUUGCCAUUAGAUAUCCUAUUUGCUAUCUUCAACACGUUGAUCUCUCGAGAUCUUAUCAAAUUUUCACGGGUUGACGCUAUGUUGCAAUUGCAGUGGGGCCUAUGCAGAUCUCUGGCGGCAUCACUGCUCGUGCUAUGCCAAUUUUUGCUACCUCAGCUUUCAGGAUGUCGGCAAGCUAUACGAGUGUAGAAGCAACAGCAAUAUCACCUUUGACUCUGAAAGGUCCGCUAUAGCUUCCUCUUUGGUAGCCAUGGUGUCACGCGACCUUUCCAUCACUACCAUAGAAGAAAUGGACCCUUUCAAGGGCGCAUUCCUGUACAUAUGU